This is a messenger RNA of Candida albicans SC5314, 1788 nucleotides long. RefSeq names its product DNA-directed RNA polymerase III subunit. The record is from RefSeq and is a predicted model, not a curated record. Gene Ontology annotation, cellular component: RNA polymerase III complex. Gene Ontology annotation, molecular function: single-stranded DNA binding. Gene Ontology annotation, biological process: DNA-templated transcription. The transcript has a single exon. NCBI's taxonomy places the organism in Eukaryota, Fungi, Ascomycota, Pichiomycetes, Serinales, Debaryomycetaceae. Bases 1 to 1788 code for a protein of 595 amino acids.
AUGGAUGAAGUACAAAUGGAAACGGCGAGAAUACAAUCUCCCAAAUCAUAUUUAUACACUACUUUAGCAACCACUCAUCUUGGAGAAAUUGCGUCAUGUAUAAUAUCAAUAUUAAUAUCUAAUGGGAGAUUAACUGCUAGAGAAAUUAGUAAUCGUACGAAAAUCCCUACCAAAAAUAUCAAAUCGGCUUUAGUAUCAUUAAUUCAAUUGAAUUGUAUAUAUUAUUGGCAAGAAGAAAAAGAUCGGAAAUUUUAUUAUUCAUUGAAAGAAACUGGAUUAUUAUUAUUUGUAUAUAGUGGAGAUAUUAUUAAUCAUAUUAAAAGACAAUAUGGAGAAGAUGAAGCAGAAAUCAUUCAAAAUAUAUUGAUUCAUGGACAUGUUAAAAUUGAAGAUUAUUUAACGCAAUUUAAUCAUGAUAAAUCAAUGAAAAUUGAUCAAGAAAAUAAAUUUUUGAAAUUAUUUAAUGAUAAUUGGUUAAUUAAAUUACAAGAUUAUCAUUUCCAUUCAUUAGAUGAUAUAUGGCAUAAAAUUUUUGAAGAAUGUUUGAAAGAUACACCAAGAUCAUCAGUUACUUCUGAAAUUAAACGAGUUGCUGAAGCUCAAGCUAAAGCAAAAGUAAAAUUAAAUACAUUAUUAGAAUCAGGUACCACCGGAGGAGGUGAUAUCUUUACUGAGGUGAAUGGGAUGAAAAAAUUGAAACCAGAUUUGGUGGUUACAUUCAAUUUAUCACGAUUUCAAAAACAUUUACGAACUAAUGCAUUUGUCAAUAUGGUUAGAUCAAAAAUUGGUGUAUUGACAGCUAUUGUUUAUGAUGCCGCUUUAAGGUAUAUUGAAAAUAAGAGUCCACCCAUGGAUUAUCCAUUAUUGGAUAUUCCGGGACUAAUUAAUGAUCCUAAAGAUGUUAAAGAAUAUAUUCUUUCUAUUGAAAAUAAAUUGGUUAAUGAGAAAAAAAUCACCUUUUCAGCAAGAGACAUUCAAAGACUUUUACCUAAAGAUAUAGAUUUUAAAAAUUCUGUCAUUACUCCAACUUUUGCCAAACCGAAAAGACCACUUGAAAAUGGAUCAUCGCCAACUUUGAAAAAAAUCAAACUUGAAGAUGGUAUUGCUUCGUCUACUUCCACUUCCACUUCUACUUCCAGCUCAACGUCAUCAAAUGGUACUUCAAUUGAUUUAAACACUUUGGAACAACAUUUGAAAUUAUUACUUAAUGGUACGAAUACGGCAUUUGUCAAUGAAAUAUCACCUGGUAAUUAUACUAUUCCAUUUUCACAUUUAACCAACAUUUUAAAACAAAAUAAUUUUGAAGCAUUAGUUAAAGCCACAUUAGGAGAUUAUGCAUUUAGAAUUUUACGAUGUGUUAAAUCAAUGAAAUUAUGUGAUGAAAAAUCUAUAUGUAAUGGAGCAUUAUUAAAAGAAAAAACCGUUAGAAGUGAACUUUAUCAUUUAAUUAAAGCUAAUAUAAUUGAAAUUCAAGAAGUUCCUCGUAGUGCUGAUAGAGCAGCUUCAAAAACUUUUUAUUUAUUUCGACAUAAAUCAAAUAGUAAUUUCAAUUAUUUGAAAAAUUGUUUAAUUUAUGAUAUGGCAGAAAUUUUAAAUCGAAUUCAAGAUUUUAAAUUGGAACAUAAAAUUUUAUUAGAAAAAUAUAAAUUGGUGGAAGGUCAAGAAGAUCAAUAUUUACUUGAUCGUGAAUUAAAAUUAUUAAAUGAUUUACAACUUCGAGAAAUUAAAAAUUUGGUUAAAUUUCAAAGAAUUAAAAGUUUAUACAGUCUUUAUAGUUUAGUUGAUUAA